Loa loa (African eye worm) is the source of this 2051-nucleotide messenger RNA. RefSeq lists its product as hypothetical. The transcript is spliced from 13 exons. NCBI's taxonomy places the organism in Eukaryota, Metazoa, Nematoda, Chromadorea, Rhabditida, Onchocercidae. Bases 1 to 1875 code for a protein of 624 amino acids. The record is from RefSeq and is a predicted model, not a curated record.
AUGCAUCGUGGAAUGGAUCGGAUACGACGUUCAUUCCGAGAAUCAUUUCGUCGUCGGGUGUCCAGGAAACAUUCCACUCGUAGAGCUCCAUUCGGACGACAACUCUCACCGAGUAGACCAACAAAUAACUCAGGUUCUAAUAAAGCGGAAUUAUGGCAGCCGGAUGAAAUUGCCGUUCGGAAUGGCACCUGCAAUUUCAACGUUAAGUAUCUUGGCGGUAUCGAAGUGUUUGAAUCGCGUGGUAUGCAAAUUUGUGAGGGAGCUUUGAAAUUAUUGAGGGGACAGCGACGGCGACCAAUUAAAGCAGUCCUGUAUGUUUCCGGUGAUGGUUUGCGCGUUGUAGAUCAGGAAAGUAGUCGUGGCUUGAUAGUUGACCAAACCAUCGAGAAGUUAAAAAGAAAGUGCUGUACUUUUAAAGCUAAUUUUGCAUUUCGGGUAUCGUUUUGUGCACCUGACCGAAGUCAUGACAAGGGUUUUGCUUAUAUUUGUCGAGAUGGAACAUCAAGACGAUGGAUGUGCCAUGGCUUUCAUGCAAUAAAGGAAUCCGGUGAACGAUUAAGUCAUGCUGUGGGUUGUGCGUUUGCAAUUUGCUUGGAAAGGAAGAAAAAGCGCGAUGCGGAAGCUGCUGCUGCGGUGCAAGCAGCUGCGGGUUUGCCACCUCUUGGUUGCGAGAAACCGAGUGUCACUGGUUUUACUUUAGAUGAAAUUACUCAACAAAUACCACCCAUUUCAACUAGCUCAUUCGAACGAAAUAACUAUAAUGGCUCUUUUCGUCGACUAUCAAUAACAGAACGAUUACGCGAUCCACAAACUGCAAUCGUACAACCACCUCCCGCAACUUCAAAUCUGCCGAUGGCAUUACACAUUACGUCGAAACCGCGACCUAUCGGAAAUCCACUACUUCUUGUAAGACAGGGAUCGUUGCGUGCAUCAUCUGCUUCAUCAUCUGACACCAACACCGUCCCUUUUCACCGACAAUUUUCACUUCGAUCAUAUCCGGAUUCUACGAUAAAAAGGCAGCAACAAGUGUCUGCAGCAGUUAUAGGAAAGAGUGAGCCAAUUUUUGAAGAUGACGAAGAUAAAAGUUGGUUUAAUGAUGGUGCGUUAAAUGAAGGAAGCACCUUCAAAAAUGCUCCAUAUUGUCCAGUGAAAUAUAAUGGAUUUAGACAGUCAUUGUCGUAUACAGCUGCUCCAUACACUAGUUCCAGUGAUUUUAGUGGUACUCAAGCAUACAGUUUAGUGAAUUCUCCACUACAAGUUCAAACCAAUUAUCCAUCAAACGUUAGCGGACCGGAAUCCUGGUUAAGUAGUCCUCUUUCAACAUGCCCAUCAACGGUAAAAUCAAAAGCUGAUGAAUGGCUGGAACAAAUACUACGCUCAUCAUUAUCACUAAAUUCACCAUCCAGAAAUACUAGCAAUCUGAGUAGGACAAGCUAUACGACGAAUAAAGAUGAGCCACCGCCAGAUCAUCCACCUCCACCGCUGCCAAAUUCAUCAGCUUUCCACAGUGCAGGUUCAGAGACAGCAAUCCGUUUCAGCGAUGAUUUUUCGCAGUGCGAGCUACCUACUAUAGCCGAAAAUUUCUCGUCUUUGAGCAAGAAAACCGUAGCGAUACGGUCAGCACCAGUAGAAUCCGAAAUUGACAUUUUCGGUCAGCCAGUGUUCAGCGCGUUGCUCUCAAACUCUCAGACAAACCAGAAGCAAGAUAAUCAGAUGAAUGAAUGUAUAAAUAACAGAGAGUCCGAAAAACCGGAUGGAAUUGAUCCAUUUGAUGUUAGAUGGUCUCGUUUAGCCGUAGAUGUUGCUACAAGGUAUCCAGUGACGGUUCGUUCAACCAAUCCAUUUUAUUCAGAAUCAAGCGCGGUGAAAAUUUAACAGCGAUUGAUGUUUUACUUUAUUGUUUCAUCUUUUUCUUCAAAUUUUUAACUGUUAUUGUAAUCACUGAUUUCAUUAAAAUAUCUGUUGUUUCUCUCAAUUUUAUCUCAAUAACGAAAGGAGAAAGAGAAAAAGUGAAGAAGAUAAGUAUUUAAAAGAAGGGAUUACAUCUUCCC